Molecule: messenger RNA, 2901 nt
Organism: Cynocephalus volans (Philippine flying lemur)
Lineage: Eukaryota; Metazoa; Chordata; Mammalia; Dermoptera; Cynocephalidae
Gene: MAP3K13
Product: mitogen-activated protein kinase kinase kinase 13
Exons: 13
Coding region: 1-2901 (966 amino acids)
Biological process (GO): JNK cascade; protein autophosphorylation
Cellular component (GO): cytoplasm
Molecular function (GO): MAP kinase kinase kinase activity; ATP binding; protein homodimerization activity
Source: RefSeq, a predicted model, not a curated record
AUGGCCCACCCUCAGGAGCACCUGAGCUGCUCCUCUUCUCCACACUUACUCUUGAGUGAAAACAAAACCUUCAGUGGACUAGAAGAUGGCCUCUCAGCUAUGGGGAACCACCCUUCACCCAAGCUCCUUGAAGACCAGCAGGAAAAGGAGGUGGUGCACACUGAGCUGAUGGAGAGCAUGAACAGCCCCGUCACCACAACAGUGUUGACAAGCAUAAGUGAGGAUUCUAGGGACCAGUUUGAGAACAGCGUUCUUCAGCUAAGGGAACAAGAUGAAGCAGAGAUGACUGUGUCUCAGGGGAACAGCAACACCGUGGACGGAGAGAGCACAAGUGGAACUGAAGACAUCAAGAUUCAGUUCAGCAGGUCAGGCAGUGGUAGUGGUGGCUUUCUUGAAGGACUAUUUGGAUGCUUAAGGCCUGUGUGGAAUAUCAUUGGGAAGGCAUAUUCCACUGAUUACAAAUUACAGCAGCAAGAUACUUGGGAAGUGCCAUUUGAGGAGAUCUCAGAGCUGCAGUGGCUGGGUAGUGGAGCCCAAGGAGCUGUCUUCUUGGGCAAGUUCCGAGCGGAGGAGGUGGCCAUCAAGAAAGUGAGAGAACAGAAUGAGACGGAUAUCAAGCAUUUGAGGAAGUUGAAGCACCCUAACAUCAUCGCAUUCAAGGGUGUUUGUACCCAGGCCCCAUGUUAUUGUAUCAUCAUGGAAUACUGUGCCCACGGGCAACUCUACGAGGUCUUGCGAGCUGGCAGGAAGAUCACACCUCGAUUGCUAGUAGACUGGUCCACAGGAAUUGCAAGUGGAAUGAAUUAUUUGCACCUCCAUAAAAUUAUUCACCGUGAUCUCAAAUCACCUAAUGUUUUAGUGACUCAUACAGAUGCAGUAAAAAUUUCAGAUUUUGGUACAUCUAAGGAGCUCAGCGAUAAAAGUACCAAGAUGUCCUUUGCUGGCACAGUUGCAUGGAUGGCACCAGAGGUGAUACGGAAUGAACCUGUCUCUGAAAAAGUCGAUAUAUGGUCUUUUGGAGUUGUGCUUUGGGAACUGCUGACAGGAGAGAUCCCUUACAAAGAUGUAGAUUCUUCAGCCAUUAUUUGGGGUGUUGGAAGCAAUAGCCUACAUCUUCCAGUUCCUUCUACUUGCCCUGAUGGAUUCAAAAUCCUUAUGAAACAAACAUGGCAGAGUAAACCUCGCAACCGACCUUCUUUUCGGCAGACACUCAUGCAUUUAGACAUCGCAUCUGCAGAUGUACUUGCCACUCCACAGGAAACUUACUUCAAGUCUCAGGCUGAGUGGAGAGAGGAAGUAAAAAAACACUUCGAGAAGAUCAAAAGUGAAGGAACUUGUAUACACCGAUUAGAUGAAGAACUGAUUCGAAGGCGCAGAGAAGAGCUCAGGCAUGCUUUGGAUAUUCGUGAACACUAUGAAAGAAAGCUUGAGCGGGCUAAUAAUUUAUACAUGGAACUGAGUGCCAUCAUGCUGCAGCUAGAAAUGCGGGAGAAAGAACUCAUCAAGCGUGAGCAAGCAGUGGAAAAGAAGUAUCCUGGGACCUACAAACGACACCCCGUCCGUCCAAUAAUCCACCCCAAUGCCAUGGAGAAACUAAUGAAAAGGAAAGGCGUGCCUCACAAACCUGGGACGCAGGCCAAACGGCCAGAUCUGUUGAGAUCUGAAGGUAUCCCCAGUAUGGAAGUGGCUCCCACUACAUCCCCUUUGUCUGGAAGUCCCAAAAUGUCCACCUCAAGCAGUAAGAGCCGAUAUCGAAGCAAGCCACGCCACCGCCGAGGGAAUAGCAGAGGCAGCCAUAGUGACUUUUCAGCAAUCUUGAAACACCAGCCAGCCCAGGAAAAUUCACCCCAUCCCACUUACCUACACCAAGCUCAAUCCCAGUACCCUACUCAUCAUCACCAUAAUUCUCUGCAGCAGCAAUACCAGCAACCCCCUCCUGCCAUGUCUCAGAGUCACCAUCCCAGACUCAAUAUGCACGGACAGGACAUUGCAACCUGUGCUAACAACCUGAGGUAUUUUGGCCCAGCAGCAGCCCUGCGGAGCCCGCUCAGCAACCAUGCUCAAAGACAGAUGCCUGGCUCUAGCCCUGACCUCAUCUCCACAGCCAUGGCAGCAGAUUGCUGGAGAAGCUCUGAGCAAGACAAGGGCCAGGCUGGCCCCUGGGGCUGUUGUCAGGCUGACCCUUAUGACCCCUGCCUCCAGUGCAGGCCAGAACAGUGUGGGUACUUAGAUAUCCCCUCUGCUGAGCCAACGGGGAGGAGCCCUGACCUUUCCAAGUCACCAGCACACAAUCCCCUCUCAGAAAAUGCUCAGGGUUCUGAGAAAAUGGUAGAAAAUGAAUUCAAUGGCUGUGGGUCUGCCUCACCCCUUGGCACCCCUCACCACAUCACCCCCCCAGUGCUACCUCGAAAAACAAGGCCCCUUCAGAAGAGUGGAGAUGACUCCUCAGAAGAGGAAGAAGGGGAAGUCGAUAGUGAAGUUGAAUUUCCACGAAGACAGAGGCCCCAUCGCUGUAUCAGCAGCUGCCAGUCGUAUUCAACCUUUAGCUCCGAGAAUUUCUCUGUGUCUGAUGGUGAGGAGGGAAACACCAGUGACCACUCAAAUAGUGCUGAGGAGUCAGCUGAUAAACUUGAAGACCACCUGGCGGAGAAGCUAGACGACCUGCUGUCCCAGACGCCGGAGGUCCCCAUUGAAAUAUCCUCCCACUCAGAUGGGCUCUCUGACAAGGAGUGUGCCGUGCGCCGUGUGAAGACACAGAUGUCUCUGGGCAAGCUGUGUGCAGAGGAACGUGGCUACGAGAACCCUAUGCAGUUUGAAGAAUCGGACUGUGACUCUUCAGAUGGGGAGUGUUCUGAUGCCACAGUUAGGACCAAUAAACAGUACAGCUCUGCUACUUGGUAA